UGCUUUCUACGCCAGGAUCCAUGUCAGGUCGCGGCAAACAAGGCGGCAAGGCUCGCGCCAAGGCCAAGACGCGCUCGUCGCGGGCCGGCCUGCAGUUCCCGGUGGGCCGCGUCCACCGCCUGCUCCGCAAGGGCAACUACUCGGAGCGGGUCGGGGCCGGCGCGCCCGUGUACCUGGCGGCCGUGCUCGAGUACCUGACGGCCGAGAUCCUGGAGCUGGCGGGCAACGCGGCGCGCGACAACAAGAAGACGCGCAUCAUCCCGCGCCACCUGCAGCUGGCCAUCCGCAACGACGAGGAGCUCAACAAGCUGCUGGGCCGCGUGACCAUCGCGCAGGGCGGCGUCCUGCCCAACAUCCAGGCCGUGCUGCUGCCCAAGAAGACCGAGAGCCACCACAAGGCCAAGGGGAAGUGAAAUGCUGGCCGUAUUUUCUUAACGUGGGUUUUUUCCUAAUCAAGAGUUAACCUAACAACUUGCAAAGGCUCUUUUAAGAGCCACCCACCUUUUCCACCGAAAGAGCUGUCCUGCUUUGAGCUAUUACGAGCGCUUAAAAA
Zalophus californianus (California sea lion) is the source of this 553-nucleotide messenger RNA. Its product is annotated as histone H2A type 1-B. Gene Ontology annotation, cellular component: nucleosome. The record is from RefSeq and is a predicted model, not a curated record. The transcript has a single exon. Gene Ontology annotation, molecular function: structural constituent of chromatin; DNA binding; protein heterodimerization activity. The coding region runs from base 21 to 413 and encodes 130 amino acids. Lineage: Eukaryota; Metazoa; Chordata; Mammalia; Carnivora; Otariidae.